Molecule: messenger RNA, 1266 nt
Organism: Bolinopsis microptera
Lineage: Eukaryota; Metazoa; Ctenophora; Tentaculata; Lobata; Bolinopsidae
Exons: 1
Coding region: 1-1266 (421 amino acids)
Cellular component (GO): lysosome
Molecular function (GO): cysteine-type endopeptidase activity
Source: RefSeq, a predicted model, not a curated record
AUGAAGAUAAUUCUAGUUUGUUUGCUGGCUGUUGCCCUAGCUGAUGACCCUCUCAGAGAGGUCCUGAAGUCUCCCAGAGCUACUCUGAACUUGUACUCUCAGUUCAAGGCUAAGAACCACCUGAAGUUUCGCACUGGAGAAGAUGUGAUGAGAUUUAGACUGUUCAGAGCUAAUGCUGAGCAUGUUGCCGACUACAACGAGGACACUGAGGACAGCGCUGGCUAUGCUCUCAACAAGUUCUCCGCAAUGACCCCCGGAGAGAAACAGAGAUAUCUGGGACUCAACAUCACCUCCAUGACACCCGGACCUGAAGACACCGUGCUGAGGAGUGGGGUGGGGAACCCUUCUAAACUUCUCUGGACUGACAAAGGCAAGGUCACCCCUGUCAAGGACCAGGGAAGUUGUGGAUCUUGUUGGUCCUUCGGAGCAGUGGGAGGUGUGGAGACAACCUACGCAGUGAAAUCUGGAGUUCUGAGGAACUUCGCCGAGCAGGAGUGGCUCGACUGUGUGUUUGAGGGAAAGGAUGACGGAUGUGAUGGAGGCUGGGUUGAUAGAUGCUACUCGUGGAGCGCACAGUACGGAGGAAGACUGGCUGCUACCAAAGACUACCCAUACAAGGGGAGGGAUAGUAGGUGCUACUAUAAACAGAAACCUAACGCUAUGAAGGCAUACAAGAUCUCAGGAGUAGAAAGAGUCAGCCAGUCAGAAGCUGCCCACAUUGAUGUCCUUCAGUUCGCUUCCAUCGGAGUAGCCUUCGAGGUGACAGACAGGACUUUCCAGUACGAUCACGAGAUAUUGAGAGACACCACAUGUCGCGGACACGCUAACCACGCCGUUUCCAUGGUGGGGUACGCUCCUAAAUACGUACUGGUCAAGAACUCUUGGGGCACCACCUGGGGAGAUAAGGGUUUCGUUAGGUUCGCUAGAGGCUACCACAAUUGUCAGCUCUUCAAGUAUUCCAGCUAUCCCAGACUGGCGAGCACUGGAGGAAGCGACUCUGGAUCUGAUAGCGCCGUCGACUACACUCCUCCUGAUGAUGAUGGAAACAACCCCGACCCCAGCCCCAAGCCCGACCCCAACUGUAAGGAUGUGAACUCUGACUGUGCCAAGUGGAAGAGUUACUGUCAGAGUAACGGCUGGGUGGACUACAUGAAGAAGUACUGUGCUAAGACAUGCGGCCACUGCGAAGGUGGAGACGGUGGAGAUUGCAAAAGUGGAACAGUGAGGUGCAGCGACGGAGUGUGCAGACAUGAACACAUGUGUUAG